CGGUCCCGUGUGCGCGUUUUGUCGUUGCGUAUAUCGUGUAAAAUAUUAUAUUGUAUACGCGCGUUAUAUAUAUGCACGUUCAUUAUGUUGCACCAAACAACGACGGCACAACCCAUUGUCGACGAUCGUAGACAGACAGACACGAUGACCGACACGGAACCAUCGUCACCACCGACCCAGCAAAAUAUCCGCCCACGCGAAUCCGAAAGCUCGUCGCCGCCGCCCUCGGCCGCGUUGUCCGAGCCCCCGGGAGCCGGUUACAUCGACGGCGAUAGAGCGCAAACGACGGUCGCGGAUACCCCGACGGAAGAGACUGCAGCGAUGACGGCAACAGCUGUAUUGGCGAUUACCGCGGAGGCGGUCGCCGAUGAAAAAGCGAUAACGGAUGCUGCGGUCGUCGGCGAAAAGGCAGCGGCCGCGGCUAAUGUAGAGGUGACAGAAACGGCGGCUGCGGCCGACGAGAAGCCGGCGAGCACCGCGGUACCGCUGAAAGUAAGUGUUGCGGUUUGAUUUUUUUGAUUUUUUUUUUUUUUUUUAUGCUAUUAUCAUACCGACGACCGAAAUUAUUCUAGUGUAGAAUCCCUAAUUCCGUAAUAUGUACAUUAUACACUCCCGAACAAAUGUCCGAAUGCUGUUACACACUUUUACAGAGAAGUAGUGUAGGCACUCUAUAUUACACACUAUUAUAUUCUACACACUCAAAAUGGUAGCGUGUAAUUUGUAAAACUCUGUAUAAUGAAGAACACAUAAUCCGCGGUGAAUACACUUUAGUCUAUUCUGGUACGAUAUACGUGCUAUAUUUUGUAUGAAGGUUUUUUUGCUAUUAAACUGGUUGUGUUAAUGCUUAUACUAAAACACAAUCGUUUUAACUACUAAUAAUUCAAGAGAUUAAUUAAAUGAUUCAUGUGAUAAAAUGUUAUACAUAAUAACAACCCAUAACUACUCAUGUAUAAUAGUGUAUAUAUAUACAUACACACAUCAAUAUAUAUUUAUGUAAUAUAAUAUAUCUACUUAUAUUUAAUACAUAGUAAAUACAACAUUUUGUUUAAUGAUUUUAGUUGCUUUUAAAAAUCCAUCGUUAUAGUUUAUACGACCCUGUGUUUAAAAUGUAUACGCAUUAAUGCAUUAUUAUGUUAAAAUAUAAUUAAUACGAAAUAAUUAUUAUUUCUAAAUGCUAAAAGUUUUUCAAACAAGUAACCUAUGUCAAUAUAUUAUUUGUACUUGAAUGGCCCGCCUAACAACAAAUAUAAGACGAAUGCAAAUGCACGCACACUUUGACUGACCCGACGGAAAAAAAAAUGAAACGUUUAAACGCAUUUCUUCGUUUAUUAAAUGAUUUCCAUAAUACACAUAAGUAAUUAAAUAGUGUACUAUCGCUUAUAAUAUGUAUAAAUAGAUGAUUGCCGAUUGAUAUUAAUAGUUGCUAUCUACUCUGAACAAUUUCGUGAAAUCAUUUCUUUCGAUUGUACAGAGCUUGAUAAAUGUUUUGAAAUAAAUGCUAAUUUUGAGUGAAUAAUAGCGGAAGAAGUUUCUAAAGAAUACUCACGGCCAUAUGGCAUUGAUUUCUCAAAUUAUUAACAAAACGAAAUAAUACAUUUAUUAUAAAAAAAUAACGCUUCGCUAAUUAAUGGUUUUAAUUAUAUCCGCGGUUACCAUUAUUUACUUGUUAUCUGUUAUUUAUUUGUUGAAUUAUCAUCAAUCAGAUAUUAAUAAGUAUCAGGUGCGUGUAUAAGGGGGGAGGGGGUUUGGGGUUCGAACGCCUUCAGAACUUUCAUGAAAAUUAUGUUUAAAUAGAGUCUCUAACCACUUGGUUUCUGUCAGCGAGGAAGAUAAAUACAAUUUUGGUUUUGUUUUUAUUUUAUUACUAGAUAGUAGGUUAUGAUCCUAUAUGUGUAUUGUUUUAUAUUAUUAUUAUUUGCAUUUCCAAUUUUUUGUGGUUUUUCUGUUUUUAGAAAAUUAUAACUGAUACGGUAAUAUCACAUAGUUUGCAUUAUUAUCAAAAUUAUAUGAAUUACGUUAUCAUUUAGGCUGUAGUUACUAAAAAAAUAUUAAAUGUAAAAAUUAAUAAUAGGCACUUAUAAAAGGAUAAAAUUAAAUGUUAUAAAAUAAUGAAAUUUUUAAUAUAAAAUAAAUAAUCCUAUACAAUUGAAAGUACAUAAUCUUCUUUGCUAUAAGAGUAUGAAAGUGUGCAACCUUAACAUCCCACUUUCCGAAACAUUUUUUUAUAAACGCACCUGAUAAGUACAAAGUAUAAAUGAAAAUUCAAAAGACAUUUCCAAUAUAUAAAAUGUCGAUGAAGCUAUACUAAAAAGCGAACUUCUAAUAACAGUAAAUUAAAACACAAUUAUACACGAUUUAAAAUAAUAACUUGAACUUCAUUAAAAGCUGUUUUGGAAGGUAAUUUGAUAAUUCUUUAAAAAAAAGGAAUUUAAUGCAAAUAAGAAAACAAUUUUGUAUUUUUUCCAUCUGUCAACAAAUUUUCUACCAGCGAUAUUCCUUUGAUUAUCAACCUCACGGGUAGUUUCUGAUAGAAAAUGUUAUCUAGCUGUUGUGCUUAGGAGGUCAUUUUUUAUUUUUAUUUUCAACUGUUUUCUUAAUAAUUAGGAGAAUGUAAGGAAAUCGGAAAAACGCACAUUAUUUUUGACGAUUUCUGUUAUUUUUGAUAAGCCCAUCUAUCAAUUAUCCUUUUAUCAGGGUUAUGUUGAUUAGUUGAAGCACUUUUUUUAUGGAUUUUAAUUGCAAAUAAAUCAGUUCCCUAGCUAUUAUAAUCUAAGACAGUAAGUGUGUCUUCUUAAUAAAAUUAUUUAUUAGUAGUUUUAAAAUUCGUUUUUUAUCUUUGUUAUUAUGUUUUACUAUGUAGGUAAGUACCUGUAAUUACACGAAGACAAAAAUAAUAACUACCUUAAUAAUCAUUAAAAUAAAUUAUUAAUAAAUUUGAAAUCAAUAUGAACCUAUUAAAGUUUACUUACUCUUUAUUUUAUUGUAAGUAUAAUUUUACCAGCAAGUUUAAUCGUAGUUGUAUUAUUAAUGUCUAUGUGAAUUAUUGUAUAUUACAUUUUUAUAAGUAUAGAAUGUAUGCAAUAGGUAAUUCAGUAUCAACUACCUAUUUUAAUUGUUUUCUUAUUAUUAUCGAUAUUCGAUACCAUAGCUAUAUAAUAUUUUGGCCUAUAUAGACUAUUUAGACUAUGUAUAUUACUUAUAUUUGAAAGUUAUCUGUUGGAAUGAUCAAGUUGCGAUAAAAUUAUAAUUAUGAAUUAUGAACAUUCAUUUCAUUUUCUAAUAAAAAUAGUUUAUCAUCAUAGACCAUUUUUUUUACUAAGAUAGUUUUGUUGAGUUUUUUUUUUUAACUUAUCAAGAUCCAUAUUAUAAAAUUAAUAAAAUAUAGCGAAUUAUUUGUGCAAUUAUGUAACCAAUUAUUGAUAUAACAUGGAACCCAUAGAAAAUAAUUUUUUUUUAUAUAACUAUUAGUUGAAUUUGGAUCUUAAUAUAGUGACUAAAAUCUACAUUAUAACGGAUACUUAUAUAUAUUUAAGAAUUUAUUUUAUGUGUAUAACGUAAUCAUGUAAGUCUAAUAAUAAUAAUAAUAAUUGUAAUCCAAUAUUAAGUAAACGUUGAUAUUUAAAUAUUUCAGAAUAUUGAAAUUAAUGUGAAUAACAAAACUGAAGUCAUCAUUGGUGUUACACCCCAAAUGCAGGUAAUUGUAAGAUCAUAUAUGUCUACUAUAAAAUGUAUAAAAUUGUGGAAUAUUUGUUGAAAAUGUGGAUUUAAAAUGAAACAUUUUUGAUCAGCACAUAAACGAAAAAAUAACCGCUUGAGAAUUAAUUUCAAUUUAUUGCCAUAUUAUCAUAAGGGUAAAUAACACAUUUUUUUUUUAAAGGUUAGAUUCUAAAUUAAUAUUCUAUUAAUAAGAUGUUAUUUUAGAUUUUCAUAGUGGGAUUAAAUAAGUAUAUUUGCUUUUUUUUUUUUUUUUUUUUUUAAAUUGACUCAAAACAUUUAAAAAAAAAAAAUACACAACUAAUACAAUCUACUCAUCAUGAAUAUAAUAAAUAAUUACACAUCUGAUCAGUUUUGAUUCUUUAUUUUACAUUAGAAGCGAAGCGAGGGAUCUGUUGGUUUUACUGUAAUAUGUGCCUUUUUUUUUUAUCUGUAAACAACUUUUCGAAAAGAAAUAUUGCUAAAACACACUAAAAAGUGUGUCAUAUCUAUACAAUUUUAGUUCCUGUUAUACAUCAUGGUCAUAUUGACAUAUUUGUAUGUAUUUUACAAUACCAAAUAACAUCAACACGUUAAACAAUAAAUUUAAACAUAUUUUAAAAUGUACCCAAUUGAUAUAACUUUUAGUAGUAACAUAAUAAUAGUAGCCCGGUAUGUAAACUUGUGACAUUAGCUUGCUAUAUACCUUAGCUUGCACCGGAACGUGCUUAUUAGGGGAACGAAAAGGAAAUAAUAUACCUUGAUAUUUGUAUACUAAUACUAUAAACCUAUAUCUGUAGAAUACGUCUUAUCAUUUAAACACGUAUUAUAAUUCAUUUUAGCAGAAUAUAAUAUUACACACAUGAUAUGGAAAAAUAGGUUUUUCAAUACGUAUUUAGUAUAUAAGUGAAUAGCUAGGGCAAGGGAAAAGAACGUUUUUGAAAAAUAUGUAAUUGUACAUGUAAAAAAAAAAAAAAAAAAAACGAAUAAAUAUGCAGAAUAGACCUAGUAAAAUACUAAAAGGUUAUCUGUGAUUGUCAAUAACAUAAAAAUAAAAAUAAUUUAUUUACUCAAAAGUUCAAUACAGAAUUUAUGAAUAAGACACAAUUUAAUUUAUUUUAUUUUAUUCAGGAAUUAUAAUCUAGAAUAUGAAGUAAAUACAUAAAAACAGGUAAGGUAAUUUUAAAAUGACGAAUUAUAAUAUUGUAUUACCUAUUAUAUUUAUUUAUAUUAUUUACUAGCUGUCCCGUGCCCGGCGUUGUCUGUGCCAAUUUUUAUUAUUAUUAUUUUACUCGUAUCAAUUUUUGGAAAAGUUGGAAAGGUAGGAUAUAGAGAUAAAAUUAAUUUGUAUCUGUAAGCAACGAUAAACCAAUGCUUACUAAAAAGUAUUCUAAACAGAAUUCAGUUGAUAGUGAUGCUUUGUCAAUAUAUAUGUCAUAGUAUGGUAAAAUAAUUAAAUAGGCAAUAUAUAUUUUCUUUAAUAAUAUUUGUUAAUGCUAUACCAAUUUUCCUGCUUUUUCUACGUUCCUCCAGUUUUCUCAUGUUUUGUCCCGGUUUUUCAUAUUUGCUGGGAAAACUUUUGGGAAAAUCGAAAAAUGACCUCCUUAAAAUACCUCCCCAGUCAGAUUUACUUUUAAAAAAAGUGCUAUUAUUGUAAAUCGGUACCAAAUCGCUUGUUGAAAAGUUGUUUACAAAUAAAAAAAAUCAUAGUAAUUUACUAAUCUAAAAAGUAUCUUUCGUACAUUUUCCCGGUUUUUCUCACUUUUUCCCUUUUUUUUUGGAAAACUGCCCAAAAAAUCAAAAAAUUACCUUCUUAUAGUAUCAACCUAAGAAAAUUUCCUUUCAGAAAAGCGUCUACAUUGUAUACAUCAGAGUAAAAUUUUAAUUAAUUAAUUUAUGAUUAUUAACUAUUUUGUGUUUACUUUAUUAUAUAAUAUUAUAAUACUUGAUUUGACUGAAUGCUAAUAUUAUUAUUAUCUCAUAAAGUCCGUGUAUGUGGCGAACCUAAAUAUUUUCAAUUGGAGAAGAUAUAAUUAGUGGUAGAAAAUCACUACUUUCAAUGUAAUGGGCUACCACUAUUCACACAGUUCUAAAAAGAAGUUCUCCUCAAAAUUUGUUUUUUUAUUUUUAAGUAAUACGCUACUUUUUUUGACUUAUAAAAAGGAACUUAUGUUUAUCAAUCUUAUAAAAUAUAGUACCCUAAAUAUUAGUUUUUAUUACGAUACAAUAUAGUGACAAUUUAUUUACGUUUGAUGUUUCCGAAAAGAGAAAAAUAAUCUAUAUCUACAUAUUUUAUUUACCAUAGACUAAAAUAAAAAUUACACAACUAGAAAUUAUAUAAUAUUUUAUUGAAUUCACAAUUUUAUUUUAGUGAAAGGUAGCGCUUAAAGUAGCACAUUUUUAUGAAAAAUGUAGUGUUAUUUACUAAAAUACCUAAUUAUACGCUAACUACGCUACCAGUAUUGCCUCAAAAAAGGUAACACUCCACAGUAGCGUCGUACAAAUAAUGUGUUACUUCCAACCAUUGGAUGUAAUAAAUUAUAAUCAUAAAACAUGAAUGAAUCAUACAAUUUUCUUCUAUUAUACCUAACCCGAAUAUGAGAAUUUAAAAUUCAGAUUCAAAAAAGCAAAUUUUUAUUCAAUAAAACAAGCUUUUUCCUUGUAAUUUGACAAAUAUAUAAAUUCGAAAUAAAAUUAAUACAUUUAUAUUCAUAGCACUUAUAUUUUUAAGCUAAUGAGGGAAAUAUAACCCUUAAUCCUUCUACGCAUACCACUGUGUGUUUGUAUUUAAAUCACUAGGUAGUCUGAUGGUUUAUUUCCAUCAAUCAAAUUAUCAAAGUUGGUAAACGAAUGAUUUUUCCCGUAGGAGAGAAUUAAAAUACUCCCACGGUACCUAUCGUAAGAGUUGGAAACCGAGGUUGCGUUAGAUCGAAAGCAGAUUUCAAAUUCUGUCAAACAGUAUGAGAAGUUCUAAAUUAGACUUUGGCAGAUUGUCCUAUCUCAGAUGUGCGCGAGGACAACAGGUGAGAGAACGUACCACAGUGCAUGAUGUUUGUAAAUGAUAUAGCUUUGAUAGAAGUAAAUUUAGAAAAAGUUAACAAUAGACUUGAAGAAAAGAGGUUAAGAAUAAAUAGAAGUACAAGAGUAUAAAUAGAUUAUGGGUAUGAAGGAACAGGACAAAGCGGGUAAUGACAAUAAACUGUGACGUAACAGGUGAGGUAUAAAGUUUUAAAUACCUAGGAUCUUUUGUGUAAAAGAACGGUGGCAUUGAUGAGGAUGUGAAACAUAGGAUUAAGUGUGAUUAAAUAAAGCGGAUAAAAGUUUCAGGUGUUUUUAAGUGAAAAGAGAAUUCCAAUGAGACUUAAAGUAAGUUCUAUACAAUUGUGAUAGAAUGAUUAUGUUGUAUGAUUCGGAGUGUUGGGUGGUAAAUAUAAAAAUAGAACAGAGAAUGAGUGUAGCAGAGAUGAAAAUGCUUAGGUGGACGAAUGGAGUGAUGAGAGAAGGUUAGCGUGGUUUCGAUAGUUGACCAAAUGAGAAAAAAUGAACCGAGAUGGUUUGAACAUGUCAUGGGUGAAAGAAAUCUGAAGUAGUAAGCAUUGUAAUUAAAAUAAACACAGGAGAAAAUAGGUGAAGACGAAAUCUGAAAAAGCGGUAGUUGGAUGUGAUUGAGAAUGAUAUUAGAAUAGCCGGUGUAUGCAAAGUGGGUGAUCGGGUUAAAUACAAAUUUAUGACGAGGUUAGCCGACCCCACAUAGUUGAGAUGAAGACAAAGGAGAAUAAGACGAUAAACAAAUUAUUAUUAGGUAUCAAAUAUUUAUUUUUAUUUAUCUAGUUAGUAUUUUUGUUAUUUUAUCCGAAUAAAUGAUUUCGUUUCAAAAGUUAAAAACAUUUCCGUUAUCAGCUAGUUGAUGAUAUCAAAAUUUUGAUAAAUAUUUUUAACGUGUUACACAAUGCACUCAGUUUAGAUUUUUUUAGGAAGUAUUCUGACAAUAUUAUCCCAUAUAUUUUAUCAUAUAUUGGUUACAUAAAUUAAAUUCAUGAUAGCCCCAUUCCUCCCCCUCUAUACAUUGUUCAAAAUUAAGGGGAUUUAACCCCCGGGACGUCCCCUAAAUCCGAAUGCACCUAUUUUGUUUGUAAUUGUAAUCUGUGGCUAGCUGGUACCUUAAUAAGCAAUAUUGGCAUUAUUGGUUUGGCAUUGCCGGAUUACAUUCAGACAUUAUUUGUUUACCUAAUAUUAAUACCUAUAAUUAUUUUUAUUAUUUUAGAUCAACGUCAAUAGAGAAAACAAAAUUAUCAGUAAAAAACUCCAGAAAAUGGAAAAGGAUAAGGUCAGUGUCUAUCAUAUACUUAAUACUUACUUUUUUGUUCAGUAAGUUUAUUAUUAUUAUUAUUUUACGAACUUUCAAUAGUAAAACAUAUUUUUUAAAAAAAGGUAAAAUUUAUGUCCUCACCGUUUUUAACAAAUUCUUGGACAUUUUAGAUUCUGAGUGUAGUGAAUAGCAUAUAAGAUACUAAAAUGUGUUUUUUUUUUCGGAAAAUAAAAAAUACAUUUAAAUUUUUUUAAAGUAGGAAACAGACAAUUUUUAAAUAAUAUGUAGACUACACUUCUAUCGUAAUUUUUAUUUAAAAAUCUUUCUUGUAAAAAUGGAAGAACGCGGUAGAUCAAAAUAUUGGAUAUUUCGUAUGCCGACUGUUUCUAUAAUAGGUAUAGCUUCAUACUACUCAGAUGGAUGCAAAAAGACGAUACUAAAGUACUGCAUUAUAGCCAGGUUAGGUCAAGUACUUAAAUGCCGUGUUGACCGUGUUGUUCCGUCUUCCUAAUACUAUCAUUGUAGAUAGAUCUUACUCGUAGAUACACAAAAUGGACGAAUGGGCAACGCAAUAGAUUAUAUGAUUUACAUAAAAUGACAUGGCAGAAAUUCGUAUUUACGACCGGUCGUCAAGUGACUGACUUCCAAUUUGUUUGCACUUGUUAUACCUAUAUCUCGUGAGUUUAUUCAAAUCUUUAUUAACUCUAUGCUUGAUAUAUUUUCAACUUAACAAAAAAUAUGAAGGAUAAAAGCACUACAUUAAAUAGACUCAAAUAAAUACCAUAUGGUUCAUGUACUUACAUAGUUACAUAUAGGCACAUCAAAUAUUGGAUUAUGGCUUCAUAUAUUUUAAUUAUUUUAUACACAGGAGGAUUCAUUUAAAAGGCUAUUACAAAUAUUGCUUCAAUCGAAAAAUUACAAGGGAUCGAUUUUGUUCCUUGUAAUUUGUAUAUCAUCAUUAAUAGAGAACGUUGUUUUUCGAUAACUAAAGUAUUUUUCAUAAUAAUUAUAAAAUACCAAAAAAAGGAAAAAUACAAUUUUUUUCAAGUUACAGCGCUAGAAUUCCUUUAUUUUAAAUUUUUACGGCUUAUGUUUUCUACAAAAAUACUGUUCCAAUAAAAAAAUGACAAGAGACAUUUUUAUUGUAUUUUUAAUCUAGUUGGUGAGUAAAAAAGUCGGUUUUUAUUUUCUUUGAAGUUUUUUUAAAAAUUUAGUAAAACCAAAAUACACUUAGAAAGAACGGGAAAAUUUACAAAAAUGAUUCUUUUAUUCUUUUAAAUAUUUUUUUUAAUGCAAUUGAGUUAAAAAUAUUCAUUGAUAAUUGAAAUUUUGAUAGAAAACUUAUAUUUAAUUUUUCUAGACGUGGUUAACUUUUCAAAAAAUUUGAACCAUUUUCAAGGAAUUUAUACACAUUUUACAAACUGUAUGGGUACACAUAAAUGAUGUCCCACUACUUUCAUCCUUACUGAAACUUAAAAUGAAAUAUGUCGUCAGCAGGUUGACGGAAAUUAAUAAUUUCAACAUCAAAGUGUAUUAAAUUAAUAUUCAUCCAUUUAUGUAAUUUUGAAUUUUAUUUUUCAUUUGAAAAUCAAAAUUAGGUAGUUUUUUUACCCCAAACAGAAUGUGACAUUUAAGAAUAUAUGAUUUCAAAAAGUUUUAAGUUAUUAUUUUAUUUUUAAAAUAAGUAAUUUAUGGAAAAUUUAACAGUUUCUUGAAAUUUGAAUGAUCCUGUAUUGUUAUGCAGGAGUAUGUCUAAUUAACCACCUCACAAAGAAAUUAAGUACAUUACGUAGUUAGAGAGAAAAUACAUAGUUUUCCGAAAACCUUUUAAAAAUAUAUUGAAAAAUAGUGUAAUCCGUAGUUUUUAUGUGAGCAUUUUUCUAGAAAAAUAAUAUGUAGAAUUGUAUAAGUGAAAUGCAAACAUGUAUUUCAGUUUUAAUUUUGAGAAUUAUUUGUAAUAAUAAUCGCAUGUUCACGUUCAAAUAAUAAAACAGACAACAGUAUACUGACUUGCCUCCUGUGAGUUGUGACCCACCCAAAACAUUGACCUGUCAAAUAUGUCCGUUUUUUUUAUAUAUAUCUAUUUGAAUUUUACCUUUUCAUCCUUUUCAUUAAGACGGUCUUUUUUUCGUGAUUUUGACAUUAAGCUUUCUCUUUUUGUUUGAUGUAUCAUACAAGAGCUACACAAUAUUGUUAUUGCCGUGAUGGCAACAAUAGUGUGGCAACAACGCUGUGGUGGAACGAUAAAAAAUUAAAGCGCAAUCAUGUUUAUCAGAUUAUAUUCAUUAUAAUAUUAUAAACACUACAUACGUAUACUACAUAUACAGUGGCGUAGGAAAGGAAGUCUUGCCAGCGCGUCCGGGUCGCUAAAAAAUAUACACUUUUCAUACAGGUACUUUAGAGUAAACAAAUUCACGUAUCCACUUAAUCAUUUAUUUUUCUAUUAUUUAAUUAAAAAAAAAACCAUACUUAUUAUCAUUAUACUAUAGGUGCUAACUAUUAAAUUAAUUUUGAAUAGUAGUAAAAGCAGUUAAAUAGCAUUAUAUUGUAAUUGACUUUUAAAUUUUUUUUUUUUUUUUUAAAGACGACUUUGUAAGUCGCCUAUACCUAAAAGGCUUAUAUUCUUAUAUAGGUUCUCUAUCUAAUACUUAUACAUAUUUAUAGUUCUAAUUCCUAUUUAUAAAUACUUAUUCAGCUAAUUAAAAUUUAAUCGUUGAAUAUUAUAAUUGUAUACUUUUAAAUCAUAUUCAUCGGAAUCAGAUGAAUCAGUGGACAAUGAAUAGGUAGGUUCAUAAUAUUCUAAUCAUUUAUUUGCUAGUAUAAUAGUACACAUCGUUCAAAAUAGUUGUUUAAUGCUAUGAUGUUGCAUAGUUUUUAAAUUUCAAAUUACAACACACCUAUUUAUAUAUUAUAUUAUAAUAUAACACACGCACACCUAUAUCCAAGUUGUUUAUUGUACGAAGUAUGUACCUAUAAGCAUGAGUAGUAUGACAUUUUUUUUAUUAAUCAUCCUUGGCCACAUGUUGUGUAUGCAUGCAUAUCUGGGAUUAAAUACAUGCUAUUAUUAUACCUACUGUAAAUGAACAUGACUCAUUUCAAUACUGUUUUAUACAUUUUUUAAAAAAAAUGUAUUAUAAUAAGACUUACAUUGGCUUGUACCGAAUUAAACAAAUUCAAACUGUAAAUUUAAUAGAUAUAUAUGUAGCUUUAAAUAAUAACGGACAUACUUCAUACUACAUACUUGUAGGUGAGAAGUUGGGAAGGUAGAUGGGAAAUUUAAUGUAUAUCUCAAUGAAACGUAUAUAAUUGGUAACGAAAAAUGAUUCUGAGUGGAGAUCGUUAAAAAAUUACAAAAGCCGUAAUAUUUACAAUUUGAAAAUACAUUUGUAAAUUGUCCUACUUUUCCUAUUUCUUAUCCAAGUUUUUUUCAAUUCUUAUGAAAAUCAAAAAUCAAAAAAAUGAACUCCCUAAAGUACCACGUAGAUAAAUUCAGAAAAGGUGCUACUCAUGAUACAUUUAUGGUAAUAAUUUUCUUCAUAGUAUAUAAACAAAUUAAUAUCAUUGCUAAACCAAUAUAUUUCUCGCUUCACUCAGAAUCUUUAAAACAUAAAAUAUGCAAGCACUUCUGCAUUUUAAAGCCUUAAAAUAUGUAUUAAAAAUAUUUUUUCUAAAUAUUUAAAUGAUUACUAAUAUUAUUAUUUACCAAUUGUCUCGCUUGGCGUAGUUGUCUGUGCCAAAAGAAAUACUACCAUUACUAUCUUAUUAUUUAUUUUUUUGUUUUAAUAUAUUGAUUUAACAAUGAUAUUAAUUUUAUUUUUAUAUAAUGUACAAAAUUAUUACCAAAAAUCUCACUUCGAUCUAUCAAGUGUAAAACCUUUUAUGAAUUUAAUUAGGUGGUACUUUAGGGAAUUCGUUUUUUGAUUUUCGAAGCAGUUUUUAUAAGAAUUGAGAAAAAAUUGGACAAAAAAUAGGAAAAAUAGGAAAAUUCACGAAAAUAAUAUUUUUAUUAUUUUCAAUUUUGUUUUUUUGUUGUUAUUCAGUUAAAAAUGUUCGCAAUUGAAAUUUGAAAUUUAGACAGAGAAUUUAUAUUUACCUUUUAUAAAAGUGGUAAAAAUUUCAAAACAUUAUAGCCAUUUUUAAGCUCUUUAUAGAUAUUUUAAUUUUUUGAGUUUUUUACGUAAUUUCAUUCGGCAGGUACUUUGUGAAUAAGAUUGUUAGUCUAAAGAGAAAUGCUUGACAAUUUAACAGAAUACAUUAUAAGUUGUUCUGAGUUAUCAAUGAGACAAAGUUGAAUUUAUUGUAGGUAAUAAUAUUUCUUUUUUUUUAUAAUAAUUUUAAUAUCAAAUUUUGACAAAAAUCCUAAAUAUUACGGCUUUUCAAAACAUGUCUGAACAUAACCAAACUCCACUCAGAAUCAUUUUUCGUUAGCAAUAAUUAUUCAUUGCACACAUAUAUACAUCAAAUUCCCCACUAAAUCCUACCUUCACAAAUUUUAACCUACAACAAUGGUCUACCUAAUGUGUGAAAUAUGUCCGUCUAUUUUAAAUUUUGUUUUGAAUUUCAUCAUUGUCCCCUGGGCAAUCUAUAAUUCAACUUCAAAUUAAACAAACUUUCGUAUUUAUAUUUCAGAAUAUUCAGUAGGAAUUAAUUAAUAUAUAUUUAAAAUAAUAAUAUAAUAUUUUAAUUUAAUUUAAUUUAAAUUAUAUUCCAUACCGUGACUAAAUGUUUGAAAAAUAUUUUCUCUUGAUGCAACUUUAACUUUAACUUUUUAUUUAUUUAAAAGAUAUUGUAUUAGUUAAUUGAUUAAUAAAUAUUUUUAAUUUGAAAUUCCUUCUUCGGACACUCAAAAUUAAAAUUUAUUAUUUAUAUAUAAAUGAAAAUUAAUUAAUUAAUGUUAAUAUUUUAUGGUUUUAUUUAUGAUAGUCGUUUUGAUAAAUGUUAUUUUUAAGAUAUUGUGUAAAAUAUCCGUAAAAACCUCAAAUGUCUUAAAUAGCAAAAAAGACCUUAACGUGCAAAAAUAGGCAACGCAAAAUUAUAGAUUUGGCUUUAUUGUAAAAUGAAACAAAUUUCUUGCAACUUUGCAAAACAAAUACGUAAAUGCUAGGAAAGCUAUGCUAUUAGAUGUAAAGUUAUUAGUUAUAAAGUUUAGAUGUAUAGGUACUCAUAUGUAAAAUGAUCGAUUCCGGACGAGCAAAUUAAAAACAAUCUUCCAAAUGUAUAAUAAAAAAGAUUUAACGUUAUUUCAACAUACAAAUGCAAUAACUAAUAUUUAUUUCGGGGGAGGGGAGUAAUUCCUCCCCCAUUGGGCGCUACCUGUGGGUGCCCAUGCAUAUUCACAAUAAGUUCAAAAAUAAAAUAAUAUAAAAUUGCAAAUUGUAUUAAAAUAUAUGUAUAAAUAAAUAAUAUCUAACUAUCUUAGUAUCUACUUAACGCUGUACGUUUCUUUAUUCGAAUACAAUUUAAUAUAUAAUAUAAAUUAAUGUUAUGGAAACAUUUUAAAAUAUUUAAAGUUUAAAGUCACCAUUAUUAAAUUUUCAUAUAUCGUAUAAAAAUACAAUUUGGAAAAUAUCAAUGUUUGUUUUAAAAUUGUAUAACGUCUAUGCGUAAUAUUAAUUACAUAAUCGGUCAAUAUGUUAAUAUAAAAAUAAUAAUGUACUGAUGAUUAUUAUUUUUGAAUAUAGAUAAUAAUUUAAAUAGGUACCAAUAAUGCGCUAGUAUUCAAUUAAACGUACUUAGUUUAAUUUAUGGUAAUGCAUACGGGAUAAACAACAUAACGUAAGACACUCAUUAAAGAAAUUUUUCAUAAUGUCCGUUAAAUACUACAGUAAAAAUAACGUCCGGUUAAAUCAUACAGUAAUAUACCUAUUAACUUUAUAAAUGAAACUUUAUUUUUUGCAUCAUCAGAUUGCUUAAAAGUAUCCUGUUAAAAUGUUUUAUUAUAUUUUGUUAUAACCGUUUUUUUUAAUUUUUUUUUUAUUAUUAUCAAUUUUUCUAAUAAUACAUUUUUUCCUCCUAAAAUAAUUUCUAUAAACAUGAUAUCGUAAAUGAUCCAAUAAAAAAAAAAAGUUUUCAUUAAUAUGGUAAUUUCACAAAAUUUAGGGGAAAAAACCAAAACCUAUAAAAUAGUUGAUUUUGCUCCGAUUAACAAUAAUAGCACUUUUCAUAAAAAAAAAUUGACCGGAAGAAGAAAUUGAUUUUCCUAAGAGCAUUCCCAACAAAUGUGAACUGUCUACUGAAUUCCAUGACUCGGAAUCUUUUUUUCAUUAGCAAUGUUUAUCGUUGCUUAGAGGUAUAUAUUUAAUUACCUAUAACAGUGUGUGCACCCGUUCUCAUUAUCCUAGGACAGCUUGUUUUUUUUUGUUGUUAUUCAGUUAAACAUUUUUGUGCACGCUUGAAAUUCGGACAGAAAAUUUAUAUUUGUCUCUUUUAUAGGUAGUGGUUUAUCGUUGUGUACAGAUAUAAAUUACAUUUUCUUUUAUAUCCUACCUUCCUGACUUAUUCUCACCUACAACAGUUGCCUACCCAUCGUGCGAAGUAUCUCCGUAUCAUUUAAUUACUUUUUUUUUACCAUUAGUUGCUAUAGUAUUUUAUUUUUCGUUUAUUAUUAUUUAAUUAAAAAAAUAAUUAUUGUUCUUAAUAAUUAUUACUGGUAGUCGUACCUACACAAUAUAUUUCGCGACACGACAAUAUAACUAAUGCGUCGUCGUAAUUGGAGGGACUCACCCGAAACUUAGUGUAUUAUUAUUAUUUUUAAUAAGUAAUGAGGUAAAUAAUAUUAUUUUGCUAAUUUUUGUAAUUACGUCUUCCUCCACGCAUAAAAAAAAAAAUCACUAGUUUCACAAAUGGAAUGCAAUACCACUUAAUUAUUGCGUAUAACCAGACUACGGGGCUCUGCUAUGAUUAAAACAUGCCGGAAGAAUCUUUUAGAUUCCGACAAAUUAUCGUAUAAGAUUAUUAAACACGGACAAGAUAGUAGGUAUUUAGUAGUUUUAAUAUAACAAUAGUAUAGUGAUUUGGCCUAUUAUCGAACCUAAAGAUGAAUUCGUUAUUCUGUACGUGAUUAUUUUGGUUAUUUAAUAUAUAUCUGCAGUGUUUUGUGUGGAAACUUACAAAAUCUUUUCCAUUACUCGUCCGCUACCGAACUUAAGAAUGAAAUACCCCGGCAACCCGUUGACGGGAGUCAAUAUAAAAAUGUAUAUAAGCUAAUAUUGUCUAUUUUGAAAUUUUUAAAAUAAGUUGCUAUUUAAAAAUCAAAAGUAAGUAGUGGUUUCACUCCUCAAAAAUAAGGGUAACACAAAAUAAAGGAACUGAAAUAUUUUAGAGCUGCUUGUUUCUUAUAAUUAAAAAAAAAUAAAUUGUGAAAAAUGUAAUACUUUCCCGGGAUAAUGAUUAUUUUAGCUUAUGUUGAUCAUUCUGUAUAGUGCUAUAUUGUAUACCAUUUAAUUAAUCAUUUAUUGUAAAUUGUAGUUUUCUAAUAUUUAUUUACAUUGAGUGAUAAAUUUAAUGAAUUAUAUCGUAAGCAUUCCAAUCCACAAAACAUAAUAUUAUACUACGUUAAAGAUUUAUUAUAUUUAAAAACGUUGAUAUAGAUAUAAUAGUUAUAAUAGUAAUUAUUUGUAUAUUAUGUACAAGAACAUACGUAAACAUUAUUUGACAGUACAAUUUUUUAGUGCCUACAUUAAAAGUAGGAUUUAAUUGCCUUUUUCAAAACUAUUUAUUGAUUAGUAUAUAAAUUGUCCGUGGUUAUUAUUUUUAAUAUUGGUGAUAUUACAUUUAUAUAAGUAUUCGUUAAUAUUGUAUCGAUGUUUGUGUUUCUAAAAAUAAAUAAAUAAAUAAAAACACAUGAGUAGCAGAGUCCCGUCACUAAAGUCGAAUUUGCACGCAGCUUACUUGUUAUAAUAUUCUAUCGUAUGUUCUUUGUUUGGUAAAGAAAUUAACAAAAAUUAAAACAGGCAAAUUAGUUCUCGUGGUUUUUAAUGAAAUAUAAACAUACAUUAGGUUGAAGAUCAAAAGUUCAAAUUUUUAAAAGGCACAUCCUCGACAAAAAUUAUAUUUAUAUACAUACAUUUUAACCAAGUUACUUACUUUCAUGAGUUUGUAAGGAAAAAUAUUUUUUUUAAAACUUGAUUAUAAAACAUUGACUUUUCUCUAUUUUCUAUAAAUGCAAUAGUCCAGUGGUGGCUUAUAUAAUGCACGACCUUACUUGCCUCAUCUGGCGAGCCGUCAUUGUAAUAUGCUUAUAUUAAAGCUUCCAGAAGAAAUUCUUUAAAUACUAAAUAUUAGUAAAAACCGUAUCAAAAUCUGUUAAGUAGUUUAAAAUACAAGCAGACAGACGCGGAUAGCGACUUAGUUAAAAACUAUUGAGUAUUUACAUUUAUUAAGUAUACAUAAGAUUGAAGAUAUAUAUAGAUAUAUAUUAUAUAUUGUAAUGUUCGUCGAAAAUAAUAUAAAAAUAGAAGUAAUAUAUUUCUAUUAUUAUUAUAUCUUCUUUUAAAUAUUUAAGACACAAUGAAAAAUCUAUCACAGAUGGUUUUUAUUUCAUCGAAUGCAUAAAAAAAAAAAUGUAUAUAAUAGGGUGGUUUUUUUAUUCCACGUUGGAUAGACAUCAAUUAAAUCUAAAUAGUAAAAAAAAUUACCUUCGACCUAAUCUAAACAUAACCCUACCCUAUUAUACAUAGUACAUUUAUCCCAAUAAAUAACCAAUUUUUCUUUACUCGAUAAAUAAUAAGAACAAUUUGUAUAUUUUUCAGUAUUAUUUUUAAUAAGCUUUUAUUUUAAAUAUUCUAAAGAGUUUCCUGGUUUCGGUAUCUAUACUCAAGUCGAAAUGUUUUUAAUUAUGAUGUACGAGUACUUACCUGCAUAAUUAUUAUUGGAUAUUGAAUUAAGAAUGAUGUAAAUAUUUCAAGAUUACAUAUCGUGCAUGUUAACAAUGCAUAACAUGCAUAACUAAUAUUAUGAAUUAGGUAUAAUUAACAAUCUUUUAAGUAUAUACGAGUAGAUACUAUAGUGAUAGGUAGGUAUAUAAUAAGUAAUAAUAUGUGUACGUACAUACCCGAAAACAAAUUUGUGGUUGGUUCAAAUAUUUAAAUGGAAAACUUAACCAAAAUCUUUGGAAUAAGUACAUGAUACAUAAAUAAAUAUUAAAUAUAUUAUAUUUUAUAUUACAACACGGGCUUUUGCCUAAAUUACAGUUCUUACAUUUAAAACAAUACUUUGUUGGUUAUUUUAAGUAUUACUAAAGCAGGAAAGAAGAAUCUUGAUUUGCUAAAUACAUGCACUGGCGUAAAAGCUCAUUAUGGUCAUAAUUAAUUGAGGAAGCAGGAACUUAAAAAAAUAGGGUGGCGUGAGUGCCGAACUGAUACAUUAAAAGAGAUAUGGGAUAAUAUGUACGUUGAAUUAAUUUUCCCUUGCAGUAAUCGGGCCAAGAAAGUGAGGUUAGGUUUCCUGUACUUAACACGUAUUUUUCAGUUUUUCUUAAUUAUUAAACUACCGAGAAAAUUAAAAAACGACCUGUUAUUUUUCUAUUAGAAUAAUAAUAUAUAGAAAACAUAACCUGUACAAAUUUAAAUAAUGAAAUCGUUGCACUGUAAAUUGAAAAAUUACGUAUUUUUCGUCUUUUUUGGUUUUUAUUAUGGAAACACUUUUGAUAUUAAAAACGACUUUCUUUGUCAGUAGAUUAUAUUAUAAGGGAUCUUCUGUUAUUUUUUAAUUUGAGCAAGAUUUCUGAAAGGAAACAUUAUGUAUACAAAUUUAAAAUAAUGAAAUUAGUAAUGCCCCGGCGCGCCGUAAAUAUUUGCCGUUUUACCUAUAAUUUUCUUUCCGGGUUUUCCCAAUAAAUUUGAAAAACCUUUUGAAAAUCAAAAAAAAAUCUUCUCAACUACUUACUUACCUAUUUCUUAACACCAAUUAGACAAAAUUAUGCAAACAAAAAAAAAAAAAAAAACACAAAUCAUAGUACAGUAAGACGGCUGUUAAUGGUUCCCUCUAUGUAACGGUCAUUCUUUUUGGUUCCGUUAAGUGUUAUGCCUCUAUAGGAAACCGGAAACCUUUAAAGGACGAUCACCUCUAAAUAACGGUCAUUUUUACAAAUCCGAAAUUUCAUAUUUAAAAAUGUGCUGAUAUUCGAAAAACUGUCGCUAAUGAAUCUUUUGAAAUGCCGUAACUUUUAUGAAUUCCGCCAAACUUUGGUUAAUGCUUAUGUAAAUAAAAACUAAAAUAUAAAAGUCAAAUUUUGCAAAUAUUUUUUUUAGAUAGGUCGAUUAAAUCUUAGACCGUAGGUUCUACGACUCACGCGAUACCCAAUUAGCCACUAUCAAACGCGAGAAACCAACUAGAUAUUUAAGGCAAUAACGUAAUCCCGACAAACCUCAAACUUUUAUAACUUUUUUAAUAAUUAUUUCCGCAAAAAACGACCUAUAAGUACAAUUUAUAAAGAACCUAGUGUUAAAUGUCCAAGUAUUUCUCCGUCAUACAAUUUUAUAUUCCAGAUUUGUAUCGUCCAAGUUUUUACAGUCCAGGUUUUUACGCACUCCCAUGUACGAGUAGAUAUAUGUAGGUAAUAAAUACUUGCAAGGGUUAGGUUGGAAUUUUUUUUAAAAAUACAUGUGAGCCGGUGCGAUUUUUUAAAUUUUAAACUUAUUCCAGGACGGCUCGGUCGGGCUUUAAAAUUUAAAAUUUAUUACGGAUCGGGCUACAUUUUAUAAACAUUUGGUUUGGUUGUUGUUUAAAACAACAACCAAACCAUUUUAAAAUAAAUAACUUAUUUUUUACAUUUUUACUGUAAUAUUGUUUUUUAAUAAUUUUACUGUAACCUAAAAUUAAUAAAACUCUAAUAAAAACAAAAAAAUAUAUAUAUUUUUAUUUUGCGAUAUUAUUUAUUACAUUAUGAUUAGGUCAAGAAUUAUGGCCCAAAAAAAAAUCAGAAGGGGAUCAAGCCAAGGGUGGAGGCAAUGGUCCCUACUCGCAGCUCACCCCUGUGGACGCCUUGUUUAUCUACCCUUUUAAGUUAUUUAUUUAUCGAUUAUCUUAAAUAUCAUAAGCACAAAUGCGUGGUACGAAUGUAGAAUAUUAUUAGACUAUUCAAAUUUUCAGAAAAAGUAGAUUGCAACUAGGUGGGUUAACUUAGUUUAAUACCCGACUAAAAAUGAUUACUUUACACGAAAAUAGUCGUACUUACCCUAGUAAAAAUUUGCAUAAGUAGUACAAUUUCAUCUAAAUUAUAAGAGUCAUAUUUUAAAUCAAAAUAUUCCAUGCCAAUUAAGACCAGUUUGAUCAGGAAAUAAUAUAUAUUAAUAAAAAAAAGUAUAAGUAAGUUGCAAAUAAAUAGGUAUAAUAAUAAUAUCCAACUAAUAACAAUAAGGUACUUAGGGAGAUUAGGUUUACCACUAUAUAACUACUUUAUUAAAUACAUUACCUAAUAAUAAUUAAAUGGUGUAUCCAUUGGGCGUAGUCAUAGGCGGAUAGACCUACAGGGAAUUUCACGGUGAGCCCCAAAUGGGGCCCUUGGAUUUCCCUGGGUAGUGAUAGACACGAAUGGAAACUAUUGAAUUAUCAGUUUAUCCAUAAUGGAUCCAGGUAUGUAGGUCCAUGUUUAUAAUGUGUUAUCAGUCAUGUCAAAUUAUAAAAAACACUCGAAGAUUGUCCAAUUAAAUAAAAGGUUUUCAUGUAGAGUGUAACUGAACCUUUCAUGUGAGCCCUUUUUAAAAUUUCCCGGUAAGCCAAAAAUGGCGUAUCCGUCCAUGGGUGAAGGUAUUUAUUUAGAAGUAUGCACACUCAGCACUCCCCCUCCUAAAUUUAUCUCUGCUCUCUUGUUAUUUCAGAGUAAUAAGGAUUAUUAUUACUAAUAUAAGUAUAAUGUUAUCUCUCGAGCGUUGUAUACGUUUUACUUUCGGUGUGGAGUCCUCUUAAUACUUUAAUGGUUUGAUAGAUUGCAUUUUAAUAUGUGCACAAAUAAGUACCUACUUCAAACAAUUAAUAUUAUCAGUUUGCCUUAAGGUUGGCACUCUUGUAGUUUUCGUGAUACCGUACACGUUAAUAGUAAUGAUAAGGUAGCACUAUAAUCUGUGUGGAUUAAUCAAAACCAAAUUUUGUAUUUAAAGUCAACCGUGAAAUUCGUUAUAAUGUGUAGCUAAUUAUUUUUUAAAUGUGUUCUUUAUAAAGUAACUCGUUCAAAAAUGUUCUAAUUUAAUUGAUAACAUUUAUUUUUAUUACAUUAAUUUUAUAAUUUAAGUAUGUUGUGUUACGUGUUAUUUCACAGUUAUUAGUAAUAAUUGUGUACCCAUACAAAUUAUAUUGGUAUAAUGAACUCAAAGUACAAAAUAACUAACAAAUUUAGCAAUGAAUCUUUACAUUCACUUUUAGAUCGUGAAUCACUUAAUAGUCCAACAGGAUCAAAUUCUGUAUGAAUCUAAUAUUUAAAUAAACUUUAAAUACCUUCCUAUUUUAUUAUUAUUAUUAUUACUAUUAUUACUACUAUUAUUAUUUCAUUACGAUUUCAGUUGAUAGCAGAACAUGAAAAGAUGUGGCUUACGACCAAAGAAGCAAGUGCAGUUAGUGCUGAAGAUGUGUUGUCUAGAUUAAGAGUUAAUUUUAGAAGUGGAUUGUCUUGGAAAGAAUGUGAAUUCAGAAGACAAAUAACAGGAUACAAUGAAUUUUCUGUACAUCAAGGGGAUCCAUUAUGGAAAAAAUAUAUAGAACAGGUAAUUUAAUAUAAUAUAUUAAUUUUGGCAAUAAUUUGGUAGGUAAAUUGAUUCUUAUAAAGUCAUAUUAUGUAAUAGUCAUAUUCUAUUGAUAGUUUAUUGUGGCAAUAUAAUUUUAGUUACUAAACAUUUUUAGUUAAUUUAAAAUUAGAUGUUUAUGAUGCAAUCUAAAAAUUAUUUUAUAUUUAUAUAUAUUUUAACAUAAUUAUUAUUUUUUUUUUGUACAAUUAUAUUUUGUUCAAGUCUUAUUAUUAAAUAGUUAUUCACGGGCAUUAUCAGAGGGUGUAUGAAAGAUACAUCUCUCGUGAGUUUUUUUUUACAUCAUCAGUGCUACAAAGUACAAAUAUGUAGAGUAUUAUAGGUAAACAAUUUUUAUAUUACUUCUCAUAUAACAUUUGUUUUGCACCACUGUAGUUAUUAUUUUUUUUAAUAUUACUUAUACGAAUUUAAUAUCUAUUAUAUGGUUAAGUUUUUGUAUUUUGUUUACUAAAUAAAAUAUUAAUGCUUAAUAUGUAUUUAUACUAUAUUUACUGAAUAAUGGAUAUAAUGUUUAUGUAUUUGCGUUUGUUUCAGUUCAGAAAUCCAUUGAUACUCCUCUUAUUAGCUUCAGCUGUAGUCAGUGUGUUUAUGAGACAGUUUGACGAUGCUUUCAGUAUUACCACAGUAUGUAUUACUUAAACCAGCAAUUUUCAAACUGCUUUGGGAGGUGAGAGUUGAGGGUGAGAGGUGAGAGUAAUCUAGGUUUUAAUUUAGCUCACAAGUGACUUUACAAUUUUUUUUUAAAAUUUGUAGAAUUUAUGGUCAAAAAAUUACAAAAUACUGAAUUUCCAAAACUAUAGUUUUUAAGUUAAAAAUAUCAAACAUUUAAUUUUUUGUAAAUAUUAGUAUUUUGGGGCUCAACUUUUUGUUGAAAUCAGAAUUAACCUAUCGUACUAAUUUUGUUUGUUAUUGUUAAUAAACCAUGUACAACUUAAUUAUAAAGUUAUUUUAAACACUUACUUAAUAAAGUAACUAAAAUGUAUUAUUAUUUUUAUUCAGUGUUGUGUGUAACAAAUAUGAAACCACUCAUCCUCCCCUAAUCCCAGCGAACCUAAUUUUUAUUUUAAAUUUUGUUUCAUUAAUAUACAAAUAUUUAAAACAACUUUUUAAUAUAGUUUCAUGCAAUUCGUUAACAAUAAAAUAAAAAGCAAGUUUGAUUUCACCAAAAUGUUGAGCAUAAAAAUAUUAACAUUUAUAAAAAAAAAUUCUACAUUUUUAAAUUUUUGAUAUUUUAAACUUAAAACAUAAUUUUUGCAAAAAUUGAGCAGUUUGUAGUUUAUUGACCAUAACUUCCAAAGGAAGUUUAAGCGACUUUUUGAAAAUAUCAUAAACAUAAGCAUGCUAAAACACAUAUUUUGAAAUCAAAAAUUCAAAAAAAUUGAUUGGGAACUAAACUACAUUUGUUCCUCUCAUUUUAUUAAAUUUUGAGAUAUUCAGUGUUGCAAUUUAAGCAUCAAUCUAGUUUUGGACUUUUUAUAGUAACUCAAGGGCUCUGUGAAAAAUACAAUUUUGAGAAUCGCUGAUUUAAACAAUUAAAUUAUAAGUAAUAAUAAAAAGUAAAUAUUUUAUUUAUGACUUCUAUAUUAUUCUUAUUGUCACAGUUUCAAAACUAGUAAAAUAACACUAGUACUGAAAAUGAAUGAUAUUAAUGCUAGCCUUUUUAACUAAGUAAUUUGCUAUUUAUUUAUUAAAUAACUACCUACAUUACUGUAUUAUUAGUAGAAUGUUUAUUAUAAUCUUAUUCCAUCAUAGUAAUAUGAUGGGAAAUUUAAUUAUAUAUUCAUAUAGUGAUUGUAAUUAUUUUUUAAAUGUAUGAUAUUGAAAAGUGGAUUUAAUAUUUUUUGUGUAUAAUUUCGUCAAUGAGCAUUUUAUUUGACUGAUACUUAUAUUUGUAUAAGAUAUUUUUCUAGAAAAAGUAAAUUAUACUACUUAAAUAUUUCUUAUACAAUGAAAAAUAACUCUAGUCCAGUUUUUUUUUCUAGAGCUGGUACAAAACAUUUUUUUUUGAUAUCUGAUAUUCUUUUAUAUAUGUUGUCAAUUAAAGCUAAUAAUUGAUCCAAAUUUUUCUUUUCUUGCAUCUAUGAACUGAUAUAAAAACCUAUUUAUUUUUUAAAAUGUGAUAACCAAUAUAAAUCAAGUAAUAUGUAUACAUAUAUAUUUCAAAGUAGCAUUAUUUUCAUAACCACCAUUAUUACAUAAAAAUUGAUAUGCAACUGUGACUUCAAAAAAAAAAACUGAUACCAAUAGUACCAAUAUCGGUUAUCAGCAGUUCUCAAAUUGGUGGGAGGGGAAGGGCAUACAACUUAAAUUUUAAAUGCUUAAAAAAAAUAUUCUAUUAUGUUAAACUCUGUGUUAAAUUUUUAAGCAUUUUUGCUGUGCCAAAACAGUUUUAAUCAAAUAAAAUCCUAAAAAACUUGUAAAAUUCCAAAUGACUAUAAAUAACCAAAAAAUUGCCAGAAUGGUUUGAAAAUUGAAUAAUAUCUGGAAAGUCAUUAUUCUGGUAAAAAAACUGUUUAUAUAUAAAAUCUCUUAAUGGUUAUGUUAAGUUUAAUAAUUGCAAGGGACACUAAUUUUUCUAAAUUGUAUAACCUCUCUUCUUUUAUUUUACCAAUUCAAGCACUGUAUCAGUCCAGCUCUAUUUUUUACUAUUAUCUAAUAAUUUAAUAUUUUAACUUUAAUUAGGUGUUGAAUUAUUGAUAUGUGCAUAUUUGAUAUUUAUUAACAGGCUAUUAUUAUUGUCGUUACUGUUGCAUUCAUACAAGAAUAUAGGUCUGAAAAGUCAUUAGAAGCAUUGACAAAAUUGGUUCCUCCUACAUGUCGAUGGUUAGUAUUUAAAUAAAAAUCUAUUAUUAUUAUUAUCAUAAAUAUUAAAAACAAUAUCAUCAUUAUUUGUUUGGGUUAUAUUAUAUAAUUAUCCAUUAAUUUAUUUUAAAAAGUUUGUAAAUGGUAUGUUUUAUUUAUUUUAGUCUUCGAGAAGAACAAUUAGAAUCUAUGUAUGCAAGAUCAUUGGUGCCUGGUGAUAUUGUUUAUUUAAGUACUGGUGAUAGAGUCCCUGCUGAUAUACGAUUGUUUGAGGUAAUAUACAUUAUAAUUUAUAAUACUGAUAUUUAAAAUUAAAAGAAAUUAAAUUCACCUAAUUUAAACUUAUUUGAAAUAUAUUGUAAUUGCAUACUUGUUAAUUCUUAGAUAUAAGUAUUAUAUAAAUUGUAUACAAAUUAAUUGUAUUGUAUUUUAUUGUUAAAAAACAUCUGUUAUUAUAAUAAUCUAUGUAUUUGGACCAGUCUGUUUAAAAUUUAAAUUAUAAAAAAAAUAAAACCAUUUAAAUAUUGCAGGCUACAGAUUUAGCAAUAGAUGAAAGUAGUUUUACUGGUGAAACUGAACCAUCUAUGAAAACAACAGAAUUAGUUUUGAGUCCUAAGGGCCAUACAUCAAUGAAAAACAUAGCAUUCAUGGGUACAUUAGUACGGUGUGGAAAUGGUAAAGGAAUCGUAGUAAAUACUGGAGAAAAAUCAGAAUUUGGCGAACUUUUCAAAUUGAUGCAAAAUGAAGAGGCCCCAAAGACUCCUUUACAGAACAGUAUGGAUAUUCUGGGUACUCAAUUAUCUGUGUACUCAUUUUUUAUUAUUGGCUUAAUAAUGAUUCUUGGAUGGAUUCAAGGCCGUCCUAUUUUAGAUAUGUUUACUAUUGGUGUCAGGUAAAUAAUUAACUAAAGUUGUAAAAAUGGAGAUAAUUAAAGUAAACAAAUAUUUUAAUAGUUUGGCAGUAGCAGCAAUACCUGAAGGUUUACCUAUUGUUGUAACUGUGACUUUAGCACUUGGUGUGAUGCGUAUGGCUAAUAGAAAAGCUAUAGUGAAAAAAUUGCCAACUGUCGAAACUCUAGGUAAUUUUAAUAUAUUUUAAAAUAUAUUUCUAAUCUAUAAUCAAAUGUUUUAUUUUAUUAGGUUGUGUUAAUGUCAUAUGCUCUGAUAAAACUGGUACAAUAACAAAUAAUGAAAUGACUGUAACUACUAUUAUUACUUCGGAAGGAUAUUAUGCUGAUGUACGUUUUUAAAUCUAUUUAAUAAUUGAAAUAUAUGACAAAAAUAAUUUUAUUGUGGAAAUUGCAAUUUAAAUAUUUCAAUGUUUUUUAUAUAGGUUUCCGGUACUGGUUAUAAUGAUCAAGGUGAAGUUCAUUUACUUAAGUCAUUCUCUUCAGAACAAGCUAAGCAGUCCAUAUAUAAUUUAUUAGAAGUAUGUAUACCAAAUUGUGAACAAUUUAUACAAAAUAGUUAUUUUAUUUGCAAUUUCUGUUUCAUAAUAAAUGUAUUACUGUCAAAUUAGCUUUGCAUAUCUAGCAGAUUUGUUUAAACAGUUCUCCAUAUAUUAGAUACAUUUGAAAAUCAGAAAUAAUACAAUUAUUUAACUUGUAUUUGUUUUUGAAAUGUUAUUUCAAUAUUUGUAGGGAGUAAUUUAAUAAAAUAAAUUUAAUGUAUUACAGAUAGGAGUUAUUUGUAAUAAUGCCACUAUUAAUGGAGAGACAUUACAAGGCCAACCUACAGAAGGAGCCCUUUUAGCAGUUGCAAUGAAGGUAAUAACUAAAUUGAAUAUUAUAUUAUUUAGUAUUUGCAUUUUACAUCUUUUAUAAUAUUUUUAAUUUUAGAAUAGAAUGUAUGGUGUUAAUGAAAAAUACCUAAAACUUCAAGAAUAUCCCUUUAGUUCUGAACAAAAACUUAUGGCUGUGAAAUGUGUUAAUAAAUAUGAUGACGUGAGUAUAUAAAAUUGUAUUAUAUUUUUUUAUUCAUAGCUAUAUUGUUUUACUAAAAAUUUAAUUCAAAUGCAUAGGUAAAAGAAGAAAUAUAUUUUGUAAAAGGUGCUUUAGAGAAAGUUUUGAAACAGUGUACAAAAUAUUCUAAUGGAAAUGAUAAAAUAUCAUUAAGUGCUAAGAAGGAACAAGAAAUAUCUACUGAAGCAUAUGAAAUAGGUAGAAAGGGUCUUCGAGGUUAGUUGUAUUUUAAAAUUAUUAAUCAAAUUUUUUAUUGAUAUCUAAUUGUAAUAUAUUAUUUAGUUAUUGCACUAGCUAAAGGAGAAUCUUUACAAGAUUUAGUUUAUUUGGGAUUAGUAGGAAUUUGUGAUCCUCCUAAACCAUUUGUUCGAGAAUCAAUUGAACAAUUAUACAAUUACGGGGUUAAAGUAAAAUUAGUCACUGGAGAUGCUCAAGAAACUGCUGUUGCCAUUGGUAUACUGUUUAUAAUAUAAUUAAUAAAAAAUUAUUAUUAAAAAUACACAUACUUUAAUCUUAAUUAUAAUGUAAUUAUAGGAAGUAUGAUUGGUUUAGACAUGAUUCAUGGACAAACAUUAUCUGGUACACAAAUUGAUAAUAUGUCUGAUCAUCAAUUAAAAGCUAUGGUAAACAAUGUGUCAGUAUUUUACCGUGUUACACCUCGUCAUAAAUUAACAAUAAUCAAGGUACCUAAUACUUUUAAUUAUAUUCUCUAAAUUGGAUUUAUUUGUACUAUAUAGGUAAUUUUAGUUUACUGGUUUUUUUUUUCUUUUAGUAUGUUUUGUAGGGUUGAAUUUUCCACUAGUCCAGUAUGGUCAAUUAAUUUUACUUUUUUUUAUUAUUUAUUAAAUAAAUAAUUAAAUUCUUAAAUCUAAAUUGUAUUUUAUUAUUUUUGGUUUUUACUCGAACCUUAUAGAGAUAGAAAUAUUACUUCUUUUUAAUUACUAUUCUAAAAUAUUAAGUAUUAUAUCUUAUUGGUUGAUAAUAUUUAAAAACCGUAAAAUAAUUUAUGUAAAAUGUAAAUUAAAUUUAAAUUUUAUAUUGUAUCAGAUAAGUUUAUUUUUACAUAUUUAUAAUUAUAGUUUUUUUUUUCAUAUUUAACUGUAGGCUUCGACUACACUGGUCAUUGGCCGCAAUUUUAGUUUUGUAUGUAUAAUAUAAAUAUAUAUUAUUAUUAGGCGUUACAAGCAAAUGGUAAUGUUGUUGGAAUGACUGGUGAUGGAGUUAAUGAUAGUGUUGCAUUAAAGAAAGCUGACAUUGGCAUUGCUAUGGGUAAAAAUGGAACAGACGUGUGCAAAGAAGCAUCAGACAUGAUAUUAGUCGACGAUGAUUUUCAAACAAUCGUAGCAGCCAUAGAAGAAGGGAAAGGAAUAUUCUUUAAUAUUCGAAAUUUUGUUAAAUUUCAACUUAGUACUAGUAUUGCUGCAUUAUCUUUAAUUGCUUUAGCAACUAUUUUUAGAAUACCAAAUCCUUUAAAUGCUAUGCAAAUAUUAUGGAUUAAUAUAAUUAUGGAUGGACCACCUGCUCAAAGGUAUAUUAUUUAUUUAUUUAUUUAUUUAUUAAUUAGUUAACAUUAAUGCAAAAUUAAUACUUUUCAGUCUUGCAGUUGAACCAGUGGAUAAAGAUGUUGUUAAACAAGGCCCCCGGAAUGUUAAAACACCCAUGAUAACAAAAACACUUGUGUUGAAUGUUCUUUUAUCAGCAUCAAUUAUUAUUAUUGGGACCUUAUGGGUAUUUAAACGAGAAGUGAGUUAUUAUAUGUCACACUAAAUUUGUUAAAAUGUCAAACAUUUGCUGUAUAGUGAAAUAAUAGGUGAUAUGGUGACUGUAUAUUUUAGUCGAUUUAUACCUAAAAACCAGACGAAAAUGUAGGAAUUAUUUUUCAAAAAUAUUUUUAAAGUGUUUAGUUUUUAACUAAUGAUAAACUAUAAGAUAGUUAAAAUUAUAAAAAAAAAAAAAAUAUUUAAAUGCUGAUAGGUGUGCCUCUGUUAUAGGCGGUAAGUUGGAAAAGUAAAAUACAUAGUCAUUUAAUUUAUGUCUGUAUGAAAUGAUACAUAAUACUAAUAAUCAUUGUUUGAAAACAAUCCGGUAGGAAAUAGACCAUUGGGAAGACCAAAAAUGAUGUGGGAAGAUACUGUUAAGAGGGAGGUGGUUCAAACUGGAGAACUGUGGUAAUGAAGGCAAUGAAUAGAUAUGGUUGGAAAAUUGGCUGUGAGAUGGGAUAGUCCUUGUAGUCGGAUAUACCAAACAAAAAGAAAAAAAAUCAUUGUUUUAGAAUACUCUGAAAUUAUCAUGUUUUUCAUCAAAAUGUGAACUUAAAAAAAAAAAUUACUAAAUUAUGUUUACUUUUCUUUAAGCUUAUGAUGAACCUCAUGAAUAAUUUUUAAACAUUUUGAUUUGAACAAAACAAUUUUAUUCAUGUAUAACUAAUUAAUAAUUUUAACAACUUCAAAUGAUUAUUAAAACUCAAAAAGCACCAAAAUAUUUUGAACAUUAUCCUGUCUAAAAACAAAGUAUCUAAGUAUUUUAUAAAAAUAUCAUAUAGCUAAAGUUAUUUUUAACCAUAGAACAAAUUAAAAAAUAAUGACACUGUUAUUGCAGUAAACUUUCUCGUUUUUCCUAAUUAUUAAAAAAACUACAUGAUGAAUAAAAAAUCUAAUAUCUAUAAUGUAUCAAAUAGAAUUCUACAAAAAAACUUUCUUGUCACUUUUUGAUUGAAGCUAAAUUUCUGGUGGACAAGUUAUUUACUGACAGAAAAAAAAACAAAUCAUAGUAAAACCAAUAAAUUCCUUACUUUGCUUAUAAUGUAAAAAUAAUUCAAACUUAUUUUAGUAAUAAUGAUAAUAUGUUUUCAAAAUUUAAAUCUGUCGAACACAAUUGCAACAGUUUUGUUUGGGGUUUCAGUCUAAAAUGUAUUAUUCAUCGAUAAAUUAUUAGAAAAGCUUUAUCAUGAAGCUGGUCACUGGUCAUUAACAGUAAAUAAUAAUAAAAAAAAUAUUCUUCUGCUUCAAUAUUAUGAAAUUUAGAAAACUAUCAUCAAUCCAUUUACAUUUACACUAUAUUAUUAUUUAUUAUUUAUUAUUUAGUAUAAAGUUUAUGUAUAAUUUCAGAUGAGUGACAACGAAGUGUCUAAAAGAGAUACUACUAUGACAUUCACAUGUUUUGUUUUUUUUGAUAUGUUUAAUGCUCUUAGUUGUCGUUCACAAGUAUGAGAAUCUUAUAUCAUAAUAGAAUUUUAUAUUAUUAUUAAUAGUGUUGUUUAAUUAAAUAAAUAAUAUUGUUUUUAGACAAAAUCGGUAUUCACUAUUGGACUGUUUUCUAAUAAAAUGUUUCUUGUUGCUGUUACACUUUCUGUUGUGGGACAAAUGUUGGUGAUAUUUUUUCCACCUUUGCAGAGUGUAUUUCAAACAGAAGCACUUACUCUACAUGGUAAAAAAAAUUAUAUAUAUAUUAUAUAUUAUUAUUAUCAUUAUUUCAAUAUUAUUUGUUUUUAUUUUGAAAAUUAUUUAGAUAUAUUACUUUUAUUGGGGUUAACAUCAAGUGUAUUUAUUGUGUCAGAAAUAAAAAAAUUUAUAGAACGACAGUAUCAAAGAAGACUAACCAGAGCUCCCAGAAAACAAAUGGCAUUUGUGUAAUAAUAUUGCACUAACACCAUUUUUUGUAUUAUUAUUGGUGUUACAAAUUUAACAAUUAUAAAUUAAAUGACAAUCGAAUAGUCAUAAUUCGUAUUUUUUUAUAAUAUUAUAUUCAUUUUGGUGCAAUAUAAAUCUCAUGCUUUUAAGUUGUGUAUUUGCAUAUUUUAGUUCCUUUCUUCUUUAUUGAUUUAAAUAUUUAAUAUUAUUAUUAUUAUGUGAAUUCAAAAAAUUAUGUUAGUUGUUUAAUUAUCUUAAUUUGAUUGUUCAAUGUGAUUAUAGUUUGUUAUACGAUUAAAAUUUCAUUUAGUUAUCAGAAUAAAACCAAUGUCAUAUCUCAGUUUUAUAAAAUUGAAUAUUUUUAU
Molecule: messenger RNA, 29495 nt
Organism: Cinara cedri
Lineage: Eukaryota; Metazoa; Arthropoda; Insecta; Hemiptera; Aphididae
Source: the annotation of a GenBank genome assembly